ACUUGGAUACAUGUGAAUGAGAUGUAAGGGGAAACCAAGCUGUUGUGAGGGAUCAUGGCAGGAAGCAGAGCGCGGUGGCUUUACAGGUGAUCUGAGCUUAUGCUCGUUCCUUAUUUUUCGGGUUCCUGCGUUUUACAGCCGUGGUGCUCUGUGGAGUCAUGGCAGUGCCCUUUGUGGAAGACUGGGACUUGGUGCAAACCCUAGGAGAAGGUGCCUAUGGAGAAGUUCAACUUGCUGUGAAUAGAAUAACAGAAGAAGCAGUUGCAGUGAAGAUUGUAGAUAUGAAGCGUGCCAUAGAUUGUCCAGAAAACAUUAAGAAAGAGAUCUGUAUCAAUAAAAUGUUAAAUCAUGAAAAUGUAGUGAAAUUCUACGGUCACAGGAGAGAAGGAAAUAUCCAGUAUCUAUUUCUGGAGUACUGUAGUGGGGGAGAGCUUUUUGAUAGAAUAGAACCAGACAUAGGUAUGCCUGAACAAGAUGCUCAGAGAUUUUUUCAUCAACUCAUGGCAGGGGUGGUUUAUCUUCAUGGCAUUGGAAUAACUCACAGGGACAUUAAACCAGAAAAUCUCCUUUUGGACGAAAGGGAUAACCUCAAAAUCUCUGACUUUGGCUUGGCAACAGUGUUUCGGCAUAAUAACCGUGAACGUUUAUUGAACAAGAUGUGUGGUACUUUACCUUAUGUUGCUCCAGAACUUCUGAAGAGAAAAGAAUUUCAUGCAGAACCAGUUGAUGUUUGGUCCUGUGGAAUAGUGCUUACUGCAAUGUUGGCUGGAGAAUUGCCAUGGGACCAGCCCAGUGACAGUUGCCAGGAAUAUUCUGAUUGGAAAGAAAAAAAGACAUACCUCAACCCUUGGAAAAAAAUUGAUUCUGCUCCUCUAGCUCUGCUGCAUAAAAUUCUAGUUGAGAAUCCAUCAGUAAGGAUUACCAUCCCAGACAUCAAAAAAGACAGAUGGUACAACAAGCCACUCAAGAAAGGGGCAAAGAGGCCUCGAGUCACAUCUGGUGGUGUGUCAGAGUCUCCUGGUGGAUUCUCUAAGCACGUUCAUUCCAAUUUGGACUUCUCUCCCGUAAGCAGUGCUUCUAGUGAAGAAAAUGUGAAGUAUUCCAGUUCUCAACCAGAACCACGUACAGGGCUUUCCUUGUGGGACACCAGUCCCUCAUACAUUGAUAAACUGGUACAAGGAAUCAGUUUUUCCCAACCGGCAUGUCCUGAUCAUAUGCUUCUAAAUAGUCAGUUACUUGGCACCCCAGGAUCCUCACAGAACCCUUGGCAACGCUUGGUCAAAAGAAUGACACGAUUCUUUACCAAACUGGAUGCAGACAAAUCUUAUCAGUGCCUGAAAGAGACUUGUGAGAAACUGGGCUAUCAAUGGAAAAAGAGUUGUAUGAAUCAGGUUACUGUAUCAACAACUGAUAGGAGAAAUAACAAACUGAUCUUCAAAGUGAAUUUGGUAGAAAUGGAUGAGAAGAUAUUGGUUGACUUCCGGCUUUCUAAGGGUGAUGGUUUGGAGUUUAAGAGACACUUUCUGAAGAUUAAAGGGAAGCUGAAUGAUGUUGUGAGCAGCCAGAAGGUUUGGCUUCCUGCCACAUGAUCGAUCCAUUAUCUCUGGGGAUUCCUGGUGAAUAUAGUGCUGCUAUGUUGACAUUAUUCUUCCUAGAGAAGAUUAUCCUAUUCUGCAAACUGCAAACAAUAGUUCCUGAAGAGUUCUCUUCCCCUUUAUCCAAACAUCUUCCCAUUCAUUGUAUGUUUUGCAUACAAAUAAUAACUGUAUCUUAAUUGUCAUAAUUUGGGGAAAGGGAUGGGUAGAAUUCACUAGAUAUUUCUUUAGCAGUGUUUAUUAUCUGAAUUUGAAAUCCAUCUGGUGAAAACCAAGUUUUGUGAUACCUGACUUUAUCAGCUCUUAUACCAACAUAAUAUUCUAUUUUUACUAAAACAUUUUGAUACAUCCCAAAGUGUACUGAUUUAAUUAUAAGGAUAAAUUUGUAAAGACUAGCCCUUGUGACUUUUGGAUACAAAAGUAGAUUUAUCAGUCUAUGAGGUGGAAGCCAGCUUCAAAAAAUGUGUCUCCAGAUCUGUACUUAUAUUUUCAAAAGGGUCUCACCAGUUAUUCAAACCUAUUUUUGAGUUAUAACAAUUAAUUAAAACUGCAAGUCUGUUUUUUUCUGGUGUAGCUAGUAACAUAUAAAAUGCUAAUUGGUCUUUCAAGAAGUUAAGCAUAAACUGUAGUGCUUAACUAACUUUACUCAAAAAUUAAUGUUGCACAUCUUAAGUAUUUUCUAUAUUAUUUUCUACUUUCACAGCCGUAUUUUAAUUCUUUACUAUGGAAAUAAAUUCUAUUUUGAAAAUGAAUAUCUAACUCUGUGAACUUAUUGGUGAGCCAGGCUUUUAGGUAAUAAGGAAUAGAAGGGGGAGGGAAGAGUAUG
Molecule: messenger RNA, 2421 nt
Organism: Marmota flaviventris (yellow-bellied marmot)
Lineage: Eukaryota; Metazoa; Chordata; Mammalia; Rodentia; Sciuridae
Gene: Chek1
Product: checkpoint kinase 1
Biological process (GO): DNA damage checkpoint signaling; protein phosphorylation
Cellular component (GO): cytoplasm
Molecular function (GO): ATP binding; protein serine/threonine kinase activity
Source: RefSeq, a predicted model, not a curated record